AUGGCGGGAAAUGACUGGAUUAACAGUUAUCUGGAGGCGAUCCUGGACGUCGAUGCCGGAAUCAACGAUCAGAAAUCAUCACUGCUCCUGCGCGAGCGUGGUCGCUUUAGCCCCGCUCAGUACUUCGUCGAAGAAGUCAUCACCGGCUUCAAUGAGACCGAUCUCCACCGCUCUUGGGUUCGGAUUUUUCAUGUUUCAACUAUGCUUGCUGCAGGCAUCAUCAAUUCGGAACUCGGAGGAGAGGAAUACAAGGUUGGAGAAUAUGUGUUGGAGGAUAUGGCCUUGGCCCGCAAGAAAAAACAAAUUGAGGGUGAAGAAGCACAGCGUAGGACGAAGAGACACCUUGAACGAGAGAAGGCCCGGAGAGAGGCCACAACUGAUAUGUCGGAAGACUUAUUAGAAGGAGAAAAAAGAGAUACAGUUUCUGAUCUUUCAGCUCAUGGUGACACAGGUAGUGCCAGAGGCAGAAUGCCCAGGGUUAGUUCUAUCGACAUGAUGGCAAAUUUGGCCAGUCCCCAUGCAGACAAGAAGCUUUAUAUUGUCCUUAUCAGUCUUCAUGGAUUGAUUCGUGGAGAAAACAUGGAACUUGGAAGGGAUUCUGAUACAGGAGGCCAGGUUAAAUAUGUUGUUGAACUAGCCCGAGCCUUGGGUUCUAUGCCUGGAGUUUAUCGUGUUGAUUUGCUGACAAGGCAAGUAAUGGCCCCAAAUGUGGACUGGACUUAUGGUGAACCAACAGAGAUGCUAAACCCAUUGAACUCAGAGAAUGAAUUCGGGGAGAGCAGUGGGGCAUAUAUAAUUCGCAUACCCUUUGGCCCGAAAGAUAAGUACCUCUCUAAAGAAGUUCUGUGGCCUCAUAUUCCAGAAUUCGUUGACGGUGCGCUCGGCCACAUCCUGCAGAUGUCUAAGGUCCUCGGCAAGCAGAUUGGGAGUGACCAGCCACUUUGGCCUAUUGCCAUCCAUGGCCACUAUGCUGAUGCUGGAAACUCUGCUGCUCUCCUUUCUGGAGUUCUGAAUGUGCCCAUGAUUUUCACUGGCCACUCACUCGGACGUGACAAGCUAGAACAACUUCUAAGACAAGGGAGACAAUCGAGGGAGGAGAUAAAUUCAACUUACAAAAUAAUGCGGCGUAUAGAAGCUGAGGAGAUGACUCUUGAUGUUUCUGAGGUCAUAAUCACGAGCACAAAACAGGAAAUUGAGGAGCAAUGGCGUCUUUACGAUGGAUUCGAUCCUGUUAUAGAGCGCAAGCUUCGAGCUCGUAUUAGACGUAAUGUUAGCUGUUAUGGGAGAUCUAUGCCGCGUAUGGUUGUAAUUCCUCCUGGCAUGGAAUUCCGUAACGUCAUUGCACUAGAUGGAGACAUUGAUGGAGAACUGGAAGGAAAUGGAGAUAGUUCUGGAACUCCUGAUCCACCUAUUUGGUCAGAGGUGAUUAUGCGUUUCUUUAGCAAUCCACGCAAGCCUAUGAUACUUGCUCUUGCUAGGCCAGACCCAAAGAAGAAUCUGAUCACUUUAGUCAAAGCUUUUGGAGAGUGUCGCCAGCUGAGAGAUCUAGCAAACCUAACUUUGAUAAUGGGAAACAGGGACACAAUUGAUGAUAUGUCUUCUACAAAUUCAUCUGUCCUCCUUUCUAUACUCAAAUUGAUCGACAAAUAUGACCUGUACGGUCAAGUUGCAUAUCCGAAACAUCAUAAACAAUCUGAUGUUCCUGAUAUAUACCGCCUGGCUGCAAAAACCAAGGGUGUUUUCAUCAAUCCAGCUUUUAUUGAGCCCUUUGGUCUCACCUUAAUUGAGGCAGCAGCCCGUGGUCUGCCAAUUGUUGCCACAAAAAAUGGAGGUCCCGUUGACAUUCAUAGGGUUCUUGAUAAUGGUGUGCUAGUCGACCCUCAUGACCAGCAGUCGAUUGCCGAUGCCCUCCUGAAGCUUGUGGCGGACAAGCAUCUGUGGUCCAAAUGCAGGGAGCACGGACUCAAGAACAUUCAUCUCUUCUCAUGGCCAGAGCAUUGCAGGACAUAUUUAGCGCGAAUAACGAGUUGCAAGCAGAGGCAUCCAAAAUGGCAAAGAAGCGAGGACACAGGUUCAGAAUCCGAUUCUCCCGGGAGUUCCUUGCGUGAUAUUCAGGACCUCUCUCUGAAGAUGUCAUUAGACGGUGAGAGGACAGAAGGCAGCAUUGGCUCACUAAUGCUCAAGAGCCAAGAAAGCGAUAGGAGAAAGCAGCAGUACUCAUCACCUGCUCUGAAGCUGCUGGCACCAAACAACGAGCCCAUGGAGAAACCGGACAACUCCAGAUUUCCUGCUCUGAGAAUGAGAAAGUUAAUCUUCGUCAUCGCCGUGGAUUCAGAUUCGCUGGCUGAUACGCUCGAUAACAGCAAGAUGAUAAUGGAGGCAAUGGGCAAGGAUAAUUCUCAGUCGGUCGGCUUUGUUUUAUCGACAUCCUGGAGCAUGUCUGAAAUAAAUUCUUGGCUUCUGGAGAAGGCCCCCGAGCUAAAGUCGUGUUAUUUUGAUGCUUUCAUAUGCAACAGCGGAAGUGAAAUCUACUACCCGUCUGCAAGUCCUGAUUCCGAGUCACAGUAUGUGGUCGAUUCGGAUUAUUAUUCACACAUCGACUAUCGUUGGGGUGGGGAAAGCUUGAGGAAUACCUUGGUUCCUGGUUUCCAGGAGCUGAGGAGACUGAUGAGAAUACAGGCACUACGUUGCCAUGCGGUGUACUGCAGCAAUGGUGAGAGGAUAAAUGUGAUUCCGGUGCUGGCUUCGCGGGCCCAAGCAAUAAGGUAUCUGUACGUGAGGUGGGGAAUGGAAUUGUCCAACGUGGUGGUAUUUCUGGGAGAGUCGGGGGACUCUGACUAUGAGGGCUUGGUCGGUGGGCUCCACAAAACAGUGAUUGUAAAGGGAUGCGGGUCUCGUGCAGCAGCCAAUCAGAUACACGCUAACAGGAGUUACUCUCUGGAAGAUGUGGUGCCAAAAGACGACCCAAAGAGUGCCGAAUGCCAUUUGGAUGGCAUCAGGGACACACUCCACAAACUGGGUCUUCUUAAUUAA
This is a messenger RNA of Striga asiatica, 3033 nucleotides long. The record is from the annotation of a GenBank genome assembly. NCBI's taxonomy places the organism in Eukaryota, Viridiplantae, Streptophyta, Magnoliopsida, Lamiales, Orobanchaceae.